UCUUCACUUGUACACCGUAUCUCGCGGGCGGCCUUUUUAUGAGCAGCUAGUUGGAUCUUGCUCUCCCUGACCCAGAGUGAACGCAUCCUCCUCCUCCUUCUCUUGGAACCAAACCAAGAUAAGCAAUGGCUCUAGUUGGUCAGGCUGCCAUGGUUGCGCAAUUUGCAGGAGUGGACGCCUACGGGCUCAUCAAGAUGAUCGCCGAUGCGGCGCAGACGGUCCGGAGGAACAGAGCCACCUGCCUGCAGCUCGCGCGCCGCGCCAAGAUGAUCGGAGACCUGCUGCACCAGCUCCACGCCGCGCAGCUCAUGCAGCAGCCGGAGACGAGGAACCCCAUUGAGCAGCUCGAGGAGACGCUCCGGCGUGCGCUGCUGCUCGUCAGGUCCUGCCAGGGCCGCGGAUACCUCUACCGGUGCUUCAUGGGGGCGCGCCACGCCGACGAGCUCCGCGAGGUGCAGGGUGAGAUCACGUUCUACCUCCAGCUUUUCCCUCUCGUCAGCUACGUCGACACCACCCUCACCUGGGUCAGACUCCUCAACAAAGAUGCUGCUCCUCAACCUCCUUCAUGCAAAGAGGCACCUGUGGUAAGACCAUAUUUUGUGCCGGAUGAAUGGUGCUUGCUAGUUUCUUAUUCAGGAAGUAUACCUUGGCACUGUAUACACAUGGUUUACAUCCUUCUCUUCUUUUUAAUAUCUAUUAACCACCCGUCGGCAAAAUUUAUCUUGGCAUGUAUCUGCAGGAGUUAAAAUUGUUGUGCAACUGACCAAUUGUUUCUUUUCUCAUCACUUCAUUGAUUGAAAGGAUUAGCAAUUAUACUAUCUAGCUAGCACAAUGUUUCUGCAACUGCUAUUCCCUCCGUUCGAAAUUACUUGUCGUGAAAAUGGAUGUAUCUAGACGUAUUUUAGUUCUAGAUACAUCCAUUUCCGAGACAAGUAAUUCCGAACGGAGGGAGUAGUUAGCAUUGUGCUUGUUAUGUAUCGCGUUCGUGCUCUUGUCUCUGGAGAAUCUGGCUGGCAUAGAAUGAAAUUCAAGUUCACCCGAUCCAAACCGCAGUUGUAAGUCGGUCUUUCGUUCGUGUGCCAAAUAGGUAUGUUGGUAUUUUCUUUUCCUUGCAGAAGAUCAGAUCAUAGUUGAGAACUGACCAUGAGAAUCUUGUGUAUUGUUGUUUGUUUGCCACUCGAGUUAUUGGGUGUUCACCUUUGCAUCCGAAAGCUUACAUUUUGAUCCAUCAGGAUCACAAAGUUCCAGUUUCGGAGGCGCAGUCGCCAUCACAGGUGCUGUUGGAUAAUCGGUGUAAAGAAACUUCCAUGGCCCCUUCACAUGCUGCAACCCUCCAGUUUCAAAGGGUAGCCUGUGUAUUGCAUCACACAUGACUUUGCUUGAAGGCCCUCUCUCAUCUAUAUAAGCAAAGCUUCAGCCUAAGCAAUCUGAAUAGUAGGAGGUGAGCUCGGAAGCAGCAAUAAGUCUCAAGCCCAGUGCCACUGUACAAUUGAUCCAGGCUUCAGAGCUGAUAGAAAAUUAGAAGAGCGAAUAUAGGACGUUGGUUCCAGCAAAACUUGUCUCAUUCAACUUCUUUUGAUCCCAAAGAAACCCGUUUUGCAAUGCCCGCGGCCAGAGUUACAGAUUUACAUAAACUGCAGAGAUAAUACUGGUUCUCACACAUGGUUCUUGUUUACCUUGUAUCUGCGCAUUGCCAUUGGCCGUACCUUGGAGUUUCUCUGUAACUGCGCAUGACCAUUGGGCGUACCUUGGAGUUUGUCCAAGCAGGCAUACGCCCCACUUUAUAUUAAUAAAGCUAUGCAGCAAAAUGGUACUA
Triticum dicoccoides is the source of this 1816-nucleotide messenger RNA. Its product is annotated as cell number regulator 13-like. Gene Ontology annotation, biological process: cell surface receptor signaling pathway. The transcript has 3 exons. NCBI's taxonomy places the organism in Eukaryota, Viridiplantae, Streptophyta, Magnoliopsida, Poales, Poaceae. The record is from RefSeq and is a predicted model, not a curated record. The coding region runs from base 126 to 746 and encodes 206 amino acids.